Molecule: messenger RNA, 1560 nt
Organism: Kwoniella shivajii
Lineage: Eukaryota; Fungi; Basidiomycota; Tremellomycetes; Tremellales; Cryptococcaceae
Exons: 6
Coding region: 1-1560 (519 amino acids)
Source: RefSeq, a predicted model, not a curated record
AUGUCAUAUUUACGUGAUUCUCAACCUGUGAUAAUCCAUUGUGAUACAGAUUAUAUAAGAGCCGUACAUGGAUUAGCAGAAUUCUUCAAUCGACCUGCAGUUACACUGCGAGCAUGUUAUGCUGUCCCAUCAUCCUCAUCCAAGACGGAGACGAAUGGUGAUGUGCCUAUGAGAGAAGAGACGACAACACCCGGACCUGAGAUAUCAUCGAGGUCAAAUUGGUUAAUAGGAGAUGACCUUUCGAACGCAGAGAAAGAGGCGGAUUUCAAGGAGAAAUAUGAAGUUCAUUGGCCAUUCAGGUCAAAUAAAUCAAAUGAUGAUUGUGAUGGACGUGCAUAUGUGUUAACACAUGUAUACACAAUGUUAGGACUGAAAAUAUCAACCAAUUCAUUACCACUUUUAUUCAUACCACCACCUUCACCUACAUUUCCUCUGUCACUCCAAGCGUCGUAUACUCAACUAGCGUUUGAAUCUCUCAAUACACCUGUAUUCUCUAUAAUCCCUUCACCUCUAGCAUCAUUAUAUGCAUUAGGAUCAACGACGGGAAUAGUGAUCCAUAUUGGUAGAAAUGAAAGCACUAUUUUCGUCAUAACCGAUUCAGUCGUGAGGUGGGAAUGUUCAACUACAGUCAAUGUUGGAGAAGCAGAUUGUGAAGAUUUCUUCCGAGACCUAUUGAUGGAGGAUGAAUUAUUAGAACAGGAAUUGAAAUCCGCUUCAGAGAAAGCAGAAUUGACGUCAGAAGAGAAGAAGAAAUUGGUCAAAGAGGUAGCUGAGUUCGUUUGGAAAGAAUGUACGGGUGACGAUAUCGAAAUUCCAAUCUAUAAAUCUGGUAAUAGAGGUAUGACAGGUGGAUUAGCUGGAGGGACAGGUGCGGGUGCUGGUGCAGGUGAUAAAGAGGAUGACUCGUUUGAUGUUGCCAAGAAACUCGUUGGUGAUGUAGCUCCUGCACAAGCGGUACAGUCACAUAAAUCAAAGAAACAACAAGCUGCCGCCGCAGCAGCAGCAGCCAAAUCCGCUCAAGCAAUUGCCGAUGCCGCGGCUGUUGCAGCUCAGAACAUCGAUACCAUCGUAAUAAAUAUACCUUCAUUGCCAGGAAAAGAGUUCCAACUUGGUCCAGUACGUCAUCGAUUGUGUGAACCACUGCUAUUUGGCAAGAACAGAACAGGUGAUACAGUUUGGGAAGGAGUAGGAAGAGCGAUUGACAAUGCUUCUUUGAGUAUAGGAGAAAGAUUAAGUCUGUGGGAGGGUGUGGGUGUCGUUGGUGAAUUGGCAAGAUUCAGAUCGUUGUCACCUUCUUUAGUAACUUAUCUGGCGCCAUAUUUACUAUCUUCAACGGAUUUGACAUCAGAUUGUCAACCUGGUAAAAUACGUUUACUCAACAUACCAGAUUACUUCGCGAAUUUCAAGAACUCAACAUCGGAACUCGCUCCCUUCUUAGGCGGUUCCUUAGUUGCCAAGGUCGCGUUCUCGGAUUCACAAGGUAAACAUGCGAUUAGUAAAAUCGAUUAUAAUCAGAAAGGUCCCGCAGCGAUAUAUAACGUUUCUCUAGAAGGUCAAUAG